Plasmodium malariae is the source of this 1866-nucleotide messenger RNA. RefSeq names its product zinc finger protein, putative. The transcript has a single exon. NCBI's taxonomy places the organism in Eukaryota, Apicomplexa, Aconoidasida, Haemosporida, Plasmodiidae. Gene Ontology annotation, molecular function: zinc ion binding. Gene Ontology annotation, cellular component: cytoplasm; nucleus. The record is from RefSeq and is a predicted model, not a curated record. Bases 1 to 1866 code for a protein of 621 amino acids.
AUGGAAAACAAUUUAAACGAAAAACAAGGCGAAAAAUGUGGGGAAAGGGAAAAGGAUUUAAUUAAUGAUACAAUUGAAGUGCGUUCCUUAUGCAUAAAUUGUGAAAAAGAAGGAAUAAACAAAAUUGUGAAAAUUGAAAUUCCUUAUUUUAAAAACACAUUAAUACAUUCUUUUGAGUGCGAAUUUUGUAAUUAUAGAAAUAAUGUUAUUCAAGAUUUAAAUACAAUAAAGGAGAAAGGUAUCAAAAUAAUAUUUAAAAUAACAAAAAAAGAACAUUUAGAUAGACAAUUAAUAAAGUCUGAAUAUGGAGUUUUUAAAAUUCCUGAAAUAGAUUUUGAAAUCCCGAAAGAAACACAAAAAGGGUCUAUUAAUACAAUAGAAGGGUUUAUUCAAACUUCCCUAAAUAAUCUUAGUGAUUAUGUAAAGAAUUUAAAGGAUAUGUAUAAUAGGGUUAAUAAAAUUAGUGAGGACACACUUAAUGAAGAGAAGGGGGGAGAAGUACAGAAAAAUGGGAAUGGCGAAAAUAUAGAACAUAUCGAAAUACCAAAAAAAACACCCACGAAAGAGGAAAACAAUGAAGCGAGAAAUGCAGCUAAGGACCAUACGAACGAACAAUUAAAAGGAAAAGAUAAUGAAAAUACAGAUGACGAAAAAGGAAGCCGCGGUUAUAUAAAAGAUGAACGUUCAUCUAGUGCAAACGAAAAGUAUCAACAAAUAACAAUAGAAAAUUAUAUUAAAAUGAUUGAGUCAACUAUCCAUAAAUUAUCCUUAUUUAUUAUAUCAAAAGAAUUACCCUUCACAGUUGAAAUUGUGGACCCUUCUGGGUUAAGCUCACUAGAACAUUAUGAUGAAGAUGUGAACACAAAUGUAGUCACUGUUCAACAUUAUGAGAGAAAUAAAGAAGAGUUAAAUGAAUUAGGUUUUUAUGAAGAGGAUUUUGAAGAAAAAAGGAUAGUUGACGAAAAAAAAGAAGUUGACGAAAAGAGCCAAGUUUACGAAAAUAGACAAACUGACGAAAAAGAAGACCAUGGAGGAACUAAUUCGAACACAAAGGAAAUAAAAGUAAAGGAUGAUGGAAAUAAUAUAAAAAAAGAAAACUUCGAUUUUAUAAAAAAAUACGUUCACAUGCAUAAUGACACUGGAAACACUUGUAUGAAAUAUAAGAAUAUAAGUGAUGAGGAGGAAGGGAAAUUAAUUGAAUCCUUUACAUCGAAUUGUCCAUGUUGCAAUUAUUUAGGUGUUAAUAAUUUUUGUGAAAUUAGCAUACCAGGUUUUAAAAAAUGUCUAAUUUUAUCAUAUGUUUGUGCUAAUUGUAAUUUUAAAACAAGCGAAAUUAAAAGUAGUGGGGAAAUUAACCCCAGAGGGAAAAAAAUUAUACUCACUGUUAGAAAUAAAUGUGAUUUAAAUAGAUUUGUAAUUAAAUCCGAAACAGCAUCAAUUCAUAUUCCGAUUGUUGAUUUAACAUCUGAAUAUGGCACACUUGGUGGUACUCUAACUACUGUUGAAGGGCUAAUUAUAAAAAUAAUAGAAUCUUUGGAAGACAAGUUUAAAUUUUUACUUGGUGAUUCGAACAUUAACACUCACAAUCAUGAGAACGGAAAUGAAAAAAAAAGCAUGAACAUAACAAUAAAUAGCGAUGCUUCUUUUACACAUAAAAUUAAAAAUCUAAUUUCUAAUUUAUACAAAUUAUGUAAAACAGAAGAAUUGUGUCCUUACGAUUUGAUCAUUGAUGAUAUUGCCUCAAAUAGUUAUAUAUCUAGUGAUAAAAUUGAUGAGGAUGAAAAUUUAAAAGAAGAAGAAUAUGAAAGAACAUAUGAACAAAAUGACAUGCUAGGUCUUACUUCUAUGGUAACGGAAAAUUACUAA